AGAACUCCUGUGAAUGAGAAAGUGCGGUUCUUACGUGAUGGUAUCCGUACUGUAUGUAGUUGCAGAUUCAGAAUGCCGAAGUACGCAGGGGAAUAAUAUUUCUUGAACCGCGGAAUAUUACGAUCAAAGGGCAUUCGGUCUCGGAUCGAGAGGUAAACCAAGAAGCGGAAUUCGCGCAUGGAUUAAGACGAAGACUCGGGUGAGUAAGUUAUUGGAUGCCUGACUUACUUCUUACAUUGUCGACAUGCCCAGACUACCAGAACUUGAUGUAGAUCCAGCAGUACAGGCUGUUCUCCUAGCACCACCAGUACCGAACACGGGGAAUGUCAGAUCGCCUUUGCGCGAAAUUUCCCCUCCCCCGUCUCCCACUCUCGUUGGUAGUGCACACCCUCACUCCGAUGACGAAGAUCAGCCUCGAAGACGACGUAUUCCAAAUGCUUCAGCUUCCACCGCUAAUCGUGGCAAUACCCUUCCACACAAUGAUGUUAUUUCGUCGGCUUUGUUCAAAGAAACCGUUCCAAAUCGAGCUUCAAGCUCUAUCAAUGCCGUUCGUCAAGCUCUGCCAUUAUCCCCUGCUGUACGCGGACCAAUUGUAAUCGACAGUGACGAUGAAGACGAAAACACAACAUGGGAGAGCAGGAACAGGCCUAUGAGACCCAUACCUGCGCGCGCGCGAUCUAGCACCUCUUCUGCGAAACCACCAUCACCUUCAGCAGGAAAGGGCAAAGAGAAAGCAACAGAAAGUGACUACGAUGAUGACAUGUUCGAGGAGCUGCCUUCUUCUUUUUACGACGAAAUUGAUAAGGUGGAACUUGCAGUUGGCAUGAAAUCCUUAUCAACUGCUUCAGUGGUAUCUACGAGCACGGGCAGAGGCUCUACGACGGAUCACUCGGCGUCGUUCUCGGUUGUGCAUUCAGAAGUAAUCACUGUCGAAGAUGACGACGAGGAUGAUAAAGAGAACGUUCCGGCCCCCACGCGACAUGUACGACAACGCAGAGGCGUUCCACCGAUUAUGGUCGCAACGGACGAUAUAUUGGAACUUUCUGAUUCGGAUUAGCUGGGUUCUUGUACCGCUAUGGACGCAUGCCCCGUGUAUGACUAUAAUGCCUCUAACAUCGUACUCUAGAAUAUUUAGGGAUACU
Molecule: messenger RNA, 1142 nt
Organism: Lentinula edodes (shiitake mushroom)
Lineage: Eukaryota; Fungi; Basidiomycota; Agaricomycetes; Agaricales; Omphalotaceae
Exons: 1
Coding region: 245-1057 (270 amino acids)
Source: RefSeq, a predicted model, not a curated record